UGAAAUUGAAUUCCCACAGUGGAAAGAAAAAAAACUAUUUAGAAAUCUGAUAAGUUCGUGUUAGUUACCAAAAAGCAGCAACAUCAACUAUGAGUGAUGAUGCAACCAAAAAAAGAGGCAAGAGCAGUGGGAAGUCAACAAAAAGAAAAUCUAAGAGGAGGGAGACCUAUGCUGUUUACAUCUAUAAGGUUUUGAAACAGGUCCAUCCGGACACUGGUAUCUCAAGCAGAGCAAUGAGCAUCAUGAAUUCCUUUGUCAACGAUGUCUUCGAGAGAAUUGCCACAGAGGCGUCCCGACUGACCCAAUACAACAAACGCUCCACCAUCACAAGCCGAGAAGUGCAGACAGCCGUUCGUCUGCUUUUGCCUGGAGAGCUGGCAAAGCAUGCCGUGUCCGAGGGGACUAAGGCUGUCACCAAAUACACUAGUUCAAAAUGAACUCCAAAGUGAAGGGGAAUACGGUUUGCACAUCAGCUUAGCACUCACUUAAAAAACAUUAUUUUUAGAGCUGAUCCCUUUAUAACUCUGGAAAUAAACACACUUAAACAAGCAUUUCUGCAUCUGCACGUUAUUUAGGAGAAACCUCCUUCCUGUAUGACUGCUGAUGUCCAAAUACCAAACAAGCUAUUGGGGAAAAAAAACAAUUGACUGUAUAUACUUAUGGUAUAGUGGUAAGCAGACCGCUUGAACCGUUUUCCUUUGGGGGUUCAGUUUGAUUGUAGGGCCUACUCCUUCUGUUGGAAUGGCUUGGUUGUGUAUUCUCUCAGUUGUCUUGAAUAAAACAAGUCCCAGCCCUCCUAUCC
This is a messenger RNA of Alosa sapidissima (American shad), 802 nucleotides long. It is a transcript of the gene h2bk1, whose product is annotated as zgc:92591. The transcript has 2 exons. NCBI's taxonomy places the organism in Eukaryota, Metazoa, Chordata, Actinopteri, Clupeiformes, Clupeidae. Bases 90 to 437 code for a protein of 115 amino acids. The record is from RefSeq and is a predicted model, not a curated record. Gene Ontology annotation, cellular component: nucleosome. Gene Ontology annotation, molecular function: structural constituent of chromatin; protein heterodimerization activity; DNA binding.